UCUUGUAUGGAAAGAAAUGGAAUUCUGAAUUCUGAUACGGAAAGGAGAAUAUUGGAUUCCUCAGAGGAUGGGCGGCCGAGGUCGAAAGAAGAAUCGGGCGGCCGACGGGAAGAAUUUGCCGGUGGCGCCGCCGAGGGAAGAUCAGAAUUGUUUCACCGAGCCGAGGGUUGUUGAAGAUCAGAAUCGUUUUCCCCCCCAAAAAAGCAAAAUUGACGAUCAGAAUUGGAGAGCCCUAUGCGGUCUCCGAUUAGUUGCAAAGAUCGAUGGCAGAGUAUACGUCCUCCACGGAGAUCAUUGCUACAUGAAGCCGGCAUUGCCGAGCGAUUCCCAGCAACUGCUUCGUGGUUUUGGACCAAAAGGAUGA
Molecule: messenger RNA, 364 nt
Organism: Linum tenue
Lineage: Eukaryota; Viridiplantae; Streptophyta; Magnoliopsida; Malpighiales; Linaceae
Source: the annotation of a GenBank genome assembly